AUGUCCGUUGCAAUACACCAAGCUGGGUGGCACCUAAAGCGGAAUCUGCAAAUUUAUGGGCUACUGGCAUUUUCCGGCAUUGCACUUGCUAUAAUCACACAUCUUCUUCGCAGAUUUGCGAUAGAGACUCUAUCUAAAGUUCACGGAAUUGCUGCCGUUCUUGUUGGCGUAACUGUUUUGUGCCACCUGAUACAAUCUAAGAACUUCCCACAAUUAGGAGUUCUGGUUUCUAGCGUCGCUAUUCUUCUCCUCUUUGUACUCCGGUGGGUAUUGCUUCUCAUUCGGAAUGUCAAGUACGGGAAAGUCGCAUCUCGUGCAGUCAUCAUUCGGAUUAAACAUGCUGGUGCCGUUCGAGUCGUGAUCCCAAUCAACCGACCAUUCCGGGUUCAACCUGGAAUGAUCGUAUACAUAUGGAUGCCUGGUGUCAGCUUGCGCUCUGCUAUCCAGACAUAUUCCUUCCCGAUAUCUUGGUGGGACAACGAUAUAAAUGGAAACGCCACAAGUAUCACGCUGCUGGCGCGUAAGGAAAUGGGCCUCGCGCAAAGUCUGAUGGAUCAUCCGAGAAGCGAGUUCUUGACUUGGUUGGAUGGACCGUACGGUCGUCCAGAGGGAAUCGCAGGUUAUAACCGGGUUCUUUUCAUUGGCACUGGCAUUGGAAUUGCUUCAUUGCUAUCCUAUAUUAGGCUCUCAGUGGAGAGUAAUAUUUAUCACCACACAAAUUGCGAUAUAUUCAUUGUGUGGGAGGUUGAUGAUGAGUCAAACCUCGACUGGAUAUACGACUGGAUGGAUGAGCUUCUUCGGAAGGACAAUGGGGCUUAUAAGCUUCGUUUCGCGCUACAUAUACCAUCCGCCCGACCUGCUCAGGACACUCACGAAAUGUGGAAUAGCAAGCACGGGAGAAUUUUCAGGCUCCAUUCCGCUGUGAAUGCGAAGGAUGCUAUCCCUAAUGACUUUUUUAAAGAUAAAAGAAAGGGGUUGAUUGCUGUCUGCGCAGAAGGAAGUAUCGUCACAGAACUUUCUGGGCUCGUAGCCCAUGAAAUGACAGGAUUGGUGAACAUUGUCGAUCUUCAAUUCCCAUCAGCCAGCAUUGAAGGAGGCUGUACUCAAGCUUCACCUCCUGUAAAGUUUUAUUCUACAGAGAAUGGUGGUCAGGUGCACAGCGGUAUAGAUCCUCCAACGACUCACACCUGGACAGAGGAUUCGUACACGGAAUACAGUGGAAGCCGACCUACACGUGAAAAUGGGAAAUACAGUUAA
This is a messenger RNA of Penicillium griseofulvum, 1257 nucleotides long. RefSeq names its product NADPH oxidase family protein. NCBI's taxonomy places the organism in Eukaryota, Fungi, Ascomycota, Eurotiomycetes, Eurotiales, Aspergillaceae. The transcript is spliced from 5 exons. Gene Ontology annotation, molecular function: ferric-chelate reductase activity. Gene Ontology annotation, biological process: iron ion transport; intracellular iron ion homeostasis; copper ion import. The coding region runs from base 1 to 1257 and encodes 418 amino acids. The record is from RefSeq and is a predicted model, not a curated record. Gene Ontology annotation, cellular component: plasma membrane.